Messenger RNA from Bemisia tabaci, 1328 nucleotides. RefSeq names its product syntaxin. The record is from RefSeq and is a predicted model, not a curated record. NCBI's taxonomy places the organism in Eukaryota, Metazoa, Arthropoda, Insecta, Hemiptera, Aleyrodidae. Gene Ontology annotation, biological process: synaptic vesicle fusion to presynaptic active zone membrane; intracellular protein transport; exocytosis. Gene Ontology annotation, molecular function: SNARE binding; SNAP receptor activity. Gene Ontology annotation, cellular component: synaptic vesicle; endomembrane system; plasma membrane.
GGCCUCCAGAGCGUCGCGGCGGCGGCGCGGCGGGCGCACGGCGCUCGAACUCGACAUUAUCAACAGUUGCGCGCCGCUGCGAGUGCUGUGACAAGUGAAACCUCGGAAUUAAGUGCGCCAGUAUUCCAAACGAUGGCUUAUAAUGACUAAAGACAGGCUCAAAGCGAUACAAGCGGUGCUGAGAGAUGAAGAUCCUUACUAUGACACAACCUUGGAAUAUGGAAUGGUCAACGUCGCGCUGGACAUGGAGGAUGAGGAAGCAGGAUACAUGGAACACUUCUUUAGAGAGGUGGAAGAAUCACGGUCGCUGAUAAGGAAUAUGGAGGAGCACGUCAAAAUAAUGCGCUCGCUUCACAGUCAACUACUAUCCUCGCCCAGGCAAGAUGAAAGACUUAAAUUGGAACUUGAUGCUCGCACAGAAACAGUCAAACACAUAGCCAAAAAAGUGCAGCAUCGUUUAAAACAGCUAGAGCGAGGGAUACGACAAGAGGAAGAGGACUUGGAGCCCGGUUCAAGAAUCCCUGCAGGGCUGAGAAUUCGAAAGACACAGCAUGCGACAACUUUACACCUGUUUGUCAAAGCAAUUACGGACUUCAAUGCUGAGCAGGUGGAUUAUAAGGAAAAAUGUGAGGAGCGGAUCCAACGAGUCGUUUCAAUAGCUAAAGCAGAGAUCUCAGACGAAAAGUUGGAGGAGCUUCUUGAGAAAGGAAACUAUGGCUCAAUUUUUAAUGGUGAUAUAAUUACCGAGACGCUAGAGGCAAGGCGUGCUCUAGAAGAUGUUCAAAUUAGACAUGAAGAAUUGUUAAAACUGGAGAAGUCUAUCCAAGAGUUACGAGACUUAUUUGUAGAAAUGGCUUUACUCGUUGAACAACAGGGUGACAUUAUAAAUAGUAUAGAACAUCACGUUUUGGGAGCAGCAGAGGCAGUAGAAACCGCAAGAGUUCAAACGAAAAAGGCGAUAGUAUACAAGGAGAAAGCAAGAUUUAAAAAGUUACUUCUGCUGCUCAUAAUUGGUGUGUUCGUGUUUGGUAUUGUGUUUUGGAUUUACCUCGGUUUUUUCAAAUCAACAAAUCCCAGUUGAUCAAUAUGAACCUUUUCUAUUCAUCUAUUUUAAGUUCCUCAUGAUGUCAUUUGUUAUGCGCUUACAUUCUUUGUAAAUAUUUGUAAAAUAUUUUCUUAAUUUGUUUUAUCUCGAUUUUGUUGUGAUUACUUCAAGUGAUAAUUAUACCUGAUAAGUACCAUUGCGUUAAUUUCUGCUAUACCCUGAUUUCCUAUUACCUUUUUAUUGCGAUAUGUCUUAAAAUAAAAUACCAACUUUUGAUCUAAAA